Messenger RNA from Neoarthrinium moseri, 2019 nucleotides. RefSeq lists its product as uncharacterized. Bases 1 to 2019 code for a protein of 672 amino acids. The transcript has 2 exons. Gene Ontology annotation, biological process: regulation of DNA-templated transcription. The record is from RefSeq and is a predicted model, not a curated record. NCBI's taxonomy places the organism in Eukaryota, Fungi, Ascomycota, Sordariomycetes, Amphisphaeriales, Apiosporaceae. Gene Ontology annotation, molecular function: zinc ion binding; DNA-binding transcription factor activity, RNA polymerase II-specific.
AUGUCGACGGCCGUAAAGAGGGCCUGCGACGCCUGCCACCGCCGCAAAGUCAAGUGCGAUGGCAUCAACCCGUGCCGCAACUGUUCGUCGGCACAGCUAACCUGCACAUACAAUGCGAUCCCGCAGAAGAAGGGCCCCAAGGGAUCGAGAGCCAAGGUCAUCAGCGAACUUCGCGAGACACAACGGGCUACCAGCCUGUCUGCAAAGGUCCAGAGCCGUCUCAAUGGCAUCAACAGUCCGCCAUGCGCUCCCACGCUGGCGCCAAACGCCGGCCUUCUCGCCCCGGAACUGGUCAAGGAGACGAUCGAUUUCUUCUUCGCAAACAUGUACCCGAUGAUGCCCAUCCUGAACCGUCAGCGACUUGAGCAGCAAGCAUUGUAUAUGGAUCAGAGCCUCGACACCUACUGCCUCGUCAGCGCCAUGUCGGCCUUCAUGCUUCUGCAGCCUGGCUUCGUCAUGCCCGGCGGCGAUCCCCUCUUUGAACAUCCUGGCGCCGGCAUCACAUCGUGCCACCUACUGAUGGAGGAGGCAAUUCGAGUUCGCAAGGGCUAUGAAUACACAGAAUCGCCGACCUUGAACGGCCUGUGCACCAGCUACUUCUUGUUCGGCUGCUACUAUGCUCUGGAGAUGCACGACAAGGCAUGGUAUCACCUGCGCGAGGCCACAACCCUGGCGCACAUGAUUGGCAUGACCCAGGAGGACAAGUACUUACAGUUUGACACAAUUGAGAGUUCCAGAAGACGUCGCCUCUACUGGCAGCUCUUUGUAACAGAGCGCGAAUGCACCCCGGCUUACCUCGGCGCUCUUCAGAAGCAACUCUCCGAGACCCACUUACCGUACGGCGCAGACUCCGACCUUCGCGCAAACCAAUCGUGGUUGAAGACGGUUACUUGGAACCUCAGCAUGCAGAACGGAAUGUCGCCCGGCAGCGAUGACAUGUAUCAGUACCCUAUCGACAUGUCGCGUGACCUGGCUUCCCUUACAUCGCAUUUCUCGACUCAGAGCACAGAGUUCUUGGGAGUGCCACUUGUAGCGAAGCUGUUGGACAUUUCCAGCAACCUGGCCGACGUUCUGUCGAUGCAGCCCUCGUCGGGUGACCCGUUCAGCAUCACACCUCAGCAGCAACUGCAGUCGCUCCUGCAAGUAGUUUCAGUCCUUCGAAGUGGCGAGCACCACUUCUUGCCUCUGCUUCUUAGCAAGGUGCACGAUGCUCUGCCGCGUCUGGCCAACCCACUCCUCCAGCGUGUCCCAGACAACAUUUGCAAUAUCGACAUCUUCGAUGGCUUCGGCAACGCAGGCAUGGCACAGCCGCCGGUUAUGACGGAUUUCAAGACAGAACAGCACUUCAAGCCCGAGCCCUACACGCCCGCCCCGGUGCCUCGAGUCGAUGAGAUCGCCAACGACUCUGGUAGCUCCAAUGGGGCGCCAACGGCCACCGAUAUGAACUCGCCCUUCGCCAUGGCCAGCUCCCCUGCUGUCAUGUCGCCUGCUGGCGUCGAAUACCCCCACAUGGCCGAAUAUAACUCGAUACCUGACAUUAUGGGUUCGAUGGGGCAAAGCCAGGCUUCAAGUCUUGGCCAGGCUGGUCAUCUGAAUCAGCAAUCGAUGCAGCACCAACAACAGCAGCAUACCGGCUAUCAGCAAGGCUUGCAACAAAGCCACACUAUGCACAACCAAAUACAAAACUCAAUGCACAGCCAAGUAAAUCAGGCAAUAGGUCAACAGCAGGGGCUGACAGGACUGAAUCAACAACAACCCGCGGCCGGUCACACCCAAGGGUAUAACCACGUCAACCACGGUAUGGCUCAAAAUUUGAUGAACAACAUCUUACACCGUCAACCGCCACAGCGUUCAAACAGCUUCAUUCUACAACAGCCUCAGCAACAGCAAACUCCGCAGAUUCCUCGGACUGUCGGAGACUUUCAUGCACUCCAGCGUGCAAACUCAGACAACGUUGGCAUGAGCACGCUAGGCAUGAAUUCAAUGGGAUCAGAGAUGGACUUCAGCACAAUGAGGUAG